AAAACCCUCAUCUCCCCCCUUCACGUUCUCCGGCAAAUUGUAAAUCCUCGGUCUCUUCUUCAUUCUCACCGGCAAUGAAGCUCGUUCGGUUUUUGAUGAAGCUGAACAACGAGACAGUUUCGAUCGAGCUCAAGAAUGGAACUGUUGUUCACGGAACAAUCACAGGUGUGGAUAUUAGUAUGAACACUCACUUGAAGACGGUUAAACUUACCCUUAAGGGAAAGAAUCCAGUGACCUUAGAUCACUUGAGUGUUAGGGGAAACAACAUUCGAUACUAUAUCCUUCCCGACAGCUUAAAUCUCGAGACUCUGCUGGUCGAAGAAACGCCUAGGGUCAAACCAAAGAAACCAACUGCAGGGAGACCGAUGGGACGUGGAAGGGGACGUGGGCGCGGGCGCGGUCGUGGCCGAGGUCGUUGAUUCUCUCUCGAUCGUUGUGAUAACUGGUUUUGUAAACAGUUGUAUUGUUGGAGAGUUGUUGUGAUAAUGCUCUUAAUAUGGAUGUGAUGAUCAUUUUGCAAGUUACUUUCUCUUAGAUGCCAUUUCUCGUUGA
This is a messenger RNA of Cynara cardunculus var. scolymus (artichoke), 552 nucleotides long. RefSeq names its product small nuclear ribonucleoprotein SmD1a-like. Gene Ontology annotation, cellular component: commitment complex; spliceosomal tri-snRNP complex; pICln-Sm protein complex. The record is from RefSeq and is a predicted model, not a curated record. The transcript is spliced from 4 exons. Gene Ontology annotation, biological process: spliceosomal snRNP assembly; RNA processing. The coding region runs from base 75 to 419 and encodes 114 amino acids. Lineage: Eukaryota; Viridiplantae; Streptophyta; Magnoliopsida; Asterales; Asteraceae. Gene Ontology annotation, molecular function: RNA binding.